This is a messenger RNA of Branchiostoma belcheri (Belcher's lancelet), 2501 nucleotides long. RefSeq names its product DNA polymerase alpha subunit B-like. The record is from RefSeq and is a predicted model, not a curated record. The coding region runs from base 55 to 1848 and encodes 597 amino acids. Gene Ontology annotation, biological process: DNA replication initiation; DNA replication. Lineage: Eukaryota; Metazoa; Chordata; Leptocardii; Amphioxiformes; Branchiostomatidae. Gene Ontology annotation, cellular component: alpha DNA polymerase:primase complex. The transcript has 17 exons. Gene Ontology annotation, molecular function: DNA binding.
AGUCCCAAAAGGCCCCCGAAUUUGGCGCGAAGAUUACAUUACGGAGUAACAAAGAUGGCGGGGAUCGCUGUGGACGAGGAAGACUUGGCCCAGGAAUUCGGCACUUUCGACAUCAAACUCGAAGAUGAAGACGUCAUGGACAAAUUGAAGGAGCUAUGUCUGGUGUACCGCCUGGAUGCGUCAGGCAUGGUGGAUGAGUGGAUAGCCUUCUCUAUCUCCAACAACAGUGCUGCUCUCACCAUGGACAAACUCGAGCAGUUUGAGCGAGAGAGAGCCAACAAGACCAAGACUCCCAAAGUGAAGAGAGAAAAACCAGCAGCUGUCAUGCAUGACAUCAGCAACAUCAACCCUGAGGCAGAGGAUGACCUAUUAGAUGUGUACUCCACACCAGCAUCAAAGGGGAAGAACAAGCGCUUGUUGACCACUCCAGAGAAUGUCUCAGUCGUGAACAAGAAGCUGACAUCAGUGUCAAGAAGUCCUGUGGUUCCCUUCUCUCCUGGAUCCUUCUCACCUGUCAAUGCGACUCCAUCCCAGCAGUACCGCAGUCGCAGUGGGGCGGGAGAAACCAUGGUAACCCACGGGGACCAGGGGGAGAAGUGGAAGGGUCGCGGGGCGGAACAUGUGGCUAUCCAGCAGUACGACAGGGACACUGCCCUGACUGAGAAGUACAAGCACAUGUUCUACAGGGUGUUCGAGAAGUCUAACGUGUUAAAUGAUGUGAUUGAGGACAUGUCUGACCAGCUUCAACAGAGCCACAAGAUUGAGAACCUACAGUCCAUGGGUUGGCCCUGCCAGGAGCCCAUCACAGUGAGUGGGCGUGUGUGUUGUGACAUGAGUACAGGCCGGCUGAACGCUCACUCUGUACUGCUGGAGGGGUCUAAGGACACCUCAGCUGGUAAAACUGUACACCUGGACCUGAGCGAGGUGGCCAAGUAUUCUCUCUUCCCUGGACAGAUUGUAGCUUGUGAUGGUCUAAACACAACUGGAUGCAAACUGGUGGUGUCUAAAUUCUAUGAGGGUGUCCACUUGCCAUUUGCUGAAGUGGAUGAAACCAGUGAAAACUUAUCAGUUCCAGUGCAGGUUCUUGUUGCGGCUGGCCCCUUCACACCGUCUGACAGCCUGGCGUAUGAACCCCUGGAGGACCUGCUCAAGUACCUGAAGAGGGACAAGCCUGAUGUCUGUGUGCUGAUGGGACCAUUUGUUGACUCCAAGCAUGAAAGCAUUGAGAAGUGCACGGUGGAAGUAUCAUAUGGCGACAUGUUCGAGAAGAUAGCUCAAAACAUGAUUAAAGCUACAGAGGAACUGCAGACCCACCUGGUGUUUGUACCCUCACAGAGAGAUGUGCACCAUGACUAUGUGUACCCACAGCCACCCUUCACUGUGGAUGGGGUCAACUCUCCUAGAGUGCACUUUGUGUCAGACCCCUGUACCCUGACCAUUAACGGAGUGGUGGUGGGGCUCACGUCCACAGAUAUCCUGUUCCACCUGGGAGGGGAGGAGACAUCUAGAGGCCAUACUGACAGGAUAGGCAGGCUUAUCAAGCACAUCCUCACUCAGCAAAGUUACUACCCUCUGUACCCCCCCUCGGAGGAUGUGAACAUCGACUACGAACAUUACGACCAGUUCUGCAAGCUACAGGUCACACCUGAUGUCCUCAUCCUGCCCUCUGACCUCAGGUACUUUGUCAAGGACGUGCUGGGGUGUGUCUGUGUGAACCCUGGCAGGAUAACUAAGGCUCAGACUGGAGGAACCUUUGCACGCUUUGUCAUUCAGGCUCCUCCCUCCCCAACCCAUGAUGGCACUGCCAGGAAGCCAAGGUGCACAGCUGCUGAAGUCAUCAGGGUGUAAGGACAAUUGCUAGAAGAGACUCUGUACAUACAUUGUAGUUACAUCAUUCAUUGUGAGAUCAGUCCAUGUGUAGUCCUUUCUCUAUUAUUUUGUAACCCAGCAGUACACAUUUGGUAAAGUGAGUGAACAUUAAAGUUCUUUCAAUGAUUUUAAGAUUUCACAUGUAUACACAUAGGAACAAAUUCUUUAUGUAUGAAAAUGGUUAUUCCCACUGUGUGAGGAUUGACUCCUUUAGAUUACUAGAAAUUAAUAUCAUGGCAUGGUGAGAAUUAAGAGUUAGUGGUGUUUUUUUAGUUCGCAGUUGAAACAACCAUAGUAACAGUGAAAGACAGAACAUAUGUUCUUGGUGUGAUGAAAGGCCACUGCAAAAGUUGCGAACUUAAAAACAGUGAAAAGUCUGAAAAUUACAGUAUACUUAUAUGGUUAAACAUUGUAAUAUGGUAAUAAAAAUGUGGUGAAUUGUGAUUUGGCUGGUCUGGGCCUGUAAAGUAGUAUUUAACCUGCAAUGCUUCUCUGGUUACAUUGCUUCUAAUAUUUGUAACACUGAUCAUUAGCUUCGCUAAGAUCAAUCCCAUCUUAAAUCCAUGCUUUGAAUGCUAAUCUGAAAAGAUGUUAACAUUCUGUCUCCAGAAAAGAAUAUUGGAAAAUAAAAU